Molecule: messenger RNA, 1020 nt
Organism: Parasteatoda tepidariorum (common house spider)
Lineage: Eukaryota; Metazoa; Arthropoda; Arachnida; Araneae; Theridiidae
Source: RefSeq, a predicted model, not a curated record
AUGAAGAUCGUUAUUGGAGACUUCAACGCUAAAAUUGGAAAAGAACAACACCUUAGAUACCACGCGGGUGCUGAAAGCCUGCACCACUACACCAGUGAAAAUGGACAGAGACUCUUUGAUUUUGCAGUCUCAGAGAAUCUGUUUAUUUCUAGCACAGCAUUCCCACAUAAAGAAGUCCACAAGCACACCUGGCGAUCCCCAGAUGGAUCUACACAUAAUCAAAUUGACCAUCUACUUGUGGACAAGAGACAUCGCAGCAAUGUGCUUGAUGUGAGAAGCUGCAGGGGUGCAAAUGUAGAUACAGACCAUGUACUCGUCGUGUCCAAAGUGAGACUUCGACUCAGUAAAAGUUUUUAUCAAAAGAAGGAAAACAAGGACUUUAAACUUGACAUUUCUAAACUGAAAAACGACGAAAUUCUUAAAGAGUAUAACAUCAAGCUACCCAACCGACUUUCUGAAGAAAAAGGAAGACCGAACAUUGUUUUUAACUGGAAUACAAUAAAAGAAAUUGUUUUGAAACCUGCAAGUGAUACUAUUCCAGAACUGGGGCGUCCUUCCAAAAACGAAUGGUUCGAUGAAGACUGCCAUAAGGCAACUGAGGCUGUUAAAGAUGCCUUUCAAGCCCUUGAGGCCUUUGCUAUAAAUAUGGGCCUUUCCAUUAACGAAGACAAGACCAAAUUUAUGGAGUUUUCAAGCUCAACUGUAAACUAUAGUGAACCUUUGCAGAUAAACGGACAUUCCUUUGAAAAGGUUAAAGAAUUUAAGUAUCUUGGUACAAUUAUCAAUGACCAAAACAAACUGAAAUCUGAAAUUGACAAUAGAAUCAAUAUGGCCAACAAAUGUUUUUUUGGACUAAAAAGUCAACUAAGAUCGAAUUUUAUUAGCCGAAAAACAAAACUAAAAUUAUAUAAGACACUCAUUCUGCCUGUCUUGCUAUACGGAAACGAAACCUGGACUUUAAACCUUGACGUCCAACGCCCGAUAGAAACGUUUGAAAGAANGCAGAAACAACGAAGGUGA